Molecule: messenger RNA, 1982 nt
Organism: Silurus meridionalis
Lineage: Eukaryota; Metazoa; Chordata; Actinopteri; Siluriformes; Siluridae
Gene: kctd10
Product: potassium channel tetramerization domain containing 10
Exons: 7
Coding region: 112-1053 (313 amino acids)
Biological process (GO): protein ubiquitination; proteasome-mediated ubiquitin-dependent protein catabolic process; negative regulation of Rho protein signal transduction
Cellular component (GO): Cul3-RING ubiquitin ligase complex
Molecular function (GO): protein binding; ubiquitin-protein transferase activity
Source: RefSeq, a predicted model, not a curated record
GACAAGGAGAAACGUCACUGUUGAAGUGUCGCUUGUGCGCAUGCUCAGUCUGUAACCGGAAGUGGUUAAUCCUAGGCAGGUUCCAGGCCCAAAGCGUCGGGAAGGAUUUCUAUGGAAGAGAUGUCAGGAGAGAGUGCUGUGAGCUCGGCUGUGCCGGCUGCGACGACCCGGACCACCUCGUUCAAGGGGUCGAGUCCGAGCUCCAAGUACGUGAAGCUGAACGUGGGUGGUGCUCUGUACUACACCACCAUGCAGACCCUCACCAAGCAGGACACCAUGCUGAAGGCCAUGUUCAGCGGCCGUAUGGAGGUUCUUACAGACAGUGAAGGCUGGAUCCUGAUUGACCGAUGUGGGAAACACUUCGGCACCGUCCUGAAUUACCUGCGUGACGGCGUGGUGCCUCUGCCUGAGAGCAGGAGGGAGACCGAGGAGCUGCUGGCUGAAGCCAAGUACUACCUGGUGCAGGGUUUAGUGGACGAGUGUCAGGCUGCAUUGCAGAACAAAGACGCCUACGAGCCUUUCUGUAAAGUGCCCUUAGUGACGUCACCUAAAGAAGAGCAGAAGCUCAUCGCCACCUCGAAUAAGCCCACAGUAAAACUCCUGUACAACAGAAGCAACAAUAAAUACUCCUACACCAGUAACUCGGACGACAACAUGCUGAAGAACAUCGAGCUGUUUGAUAAGCUCUCUCUGCGCUUUAACGGCCGCGUGCUCUUCAUCAAGGACGUGAUCGGAGACGAGAUCUGCUGCUGGUCGUUUUACGGUCAGGGCAGGAAGAUCGCCGAGGUGUGCUGCACCUCCAUCGUCUACGCUACCGAGAAGAAGCAGACCAAGGUGGAGUUCCCGGAAGCGCGGAUCUACGAGGAGACUCUGAACAUCCUGCUGUACGAGUGUCAGGACGGCCGCGGGCCCGACAACGCGCUGCUGGAGGCCACAGGGGGCGCCGCGGGACGCUCGCACCACCUGGAUGAGGACGACGAGCGCGAGCGUGUGGACCGCGUGCGCAGGAUCCACGUCAAGAGACCUGACGAUCGCACGCAUCACCACCAGUGACCUCCAAAGCUUGUUUUACCUUCAACCCCUGUGCCUUAAUUACACCCUUCCACCAUCCCCCCCAUUCUCUCUCUCUCUCUCUCUCUCUCUCUCUCCACACUGUGUACGAGCGAGAGAGAGGUGACGUGACGUUCAGAGAGCUCCGUUUCCACUCCUCCUACGUUUUCUAACUGAAGUCAUGAUCACUUGAUGCUUGAUUCGCGUCCCACAUGCGGUUCCUCUUCCAUCCCCGGCGUACUGCUCUUCUCAUCUUCUCAUCACAUGGAGCUCAUUGUGGACUGAUGGUGUAUUUGAACAGGGAUGAAGUUGAACAGCAGAAGGAUUUGAGGAGUGUACUCUCAGCAGCACCACACGCUCAGAGCUGUGAUCAGACAGUGUGUAGAUCUAAAAUGAUGAGAUGAUGAAGGUUUUGAUGAGUAUCCUGCUCUCCAUGUGUUUUAAACUCUGAGAAUAGAGAUGGAGGGAAAGAGUGAAGUGUGUGACCCUGUCCACCAGAGGGCAGCAUAGUCUCGUUUUGCUGUGUUGAGCAGCAGAUGAGGGAAAGUGCAUCAUGACCCUGUGUGGUGUUUAGGCAGCAUGUUCUCUGUGUUUCUGCCCAGCUGAAGGGAUGAGUGUGAACCAGUAAGGUAUCUAAACUCUGCUGAAGGAACGUUCUUCUCGUUCUCCCCACUCUGUUCCUGGAUCAGCAGAAACGUUACUCCAUGUCAUUGUUUUAUCUGCAGUAUGGAAGCGGAUCCGAGAUCAGCUGCGUGUUCUGUAGUAUUUCAGUUGAAACACGUGAUCACGUGUUCUCUCACUAGUUUUAUUAAAGGCACAUGAUGUAAUCUGUAUUGUGUAGAGAUGUUUGUACAGAUGUGCACAUGACUUCAUGUUUUACAUACAAUUAUAUUUAUACACUGCUUACUACAAAUAAAUAUUUCUAUAAAGUU